GCAAGAUGCGUUCGUCCGGGGACCGAGACAUGUGAUUGGAUGGUCAUGGCGAUGUAAAUGCAGGCAUACGCGCCCCACUGCUCGUAGCUGCUUGGUCGUCACACCAGUUGUAGUGACGCAUCGCGACGCACUGCUACGGUACACGAACGCUUUGCGACGCAUUAGAGCUGUACACCCAACAAUUGCAUUCCCACACCACAUCAAUGGACGGCUACGCCGCCCAACAGCGCGAAUUCGACUGGUUGUGCGAGCCGUCCGUGAUGACCCGGGCGCUGCGGGAGCUGCGCAUCGGCUGCGACGCAGGACUCGCUGUCGAUGUCGGGUGUGGCACCUCGUCGGGCAUGGCGGCGGCGCUGCGCGAGGACCUCGGAGCACGAGCUGUCCUCUGCCUCGACAAAGAAGCCGCGGCGAUUGAAUUCCUGCGGCGCGAAGGCGUGAAUGCGAGGGUAUGCGACGUCGCUAAUGAUCCCGACGCUGUCGUCGCGCCAGGCUCGGUAGAUUUAGUGGUCGACAAGUCCGCGCUCGAUUGCAUUCUGUGCUCGGACGGCGUGGGAUGUUAUUUGAGGGGUGUCUACACGAUGCUGAGGCCGGGCGGUUCCUACGCGAUCGCGUCCUUCCGGACGGAAGACGAGCUGCGGCGGAUCUUUGGCGGCGCCUGGCGAAUUAUCGAGGUCGUCGCGCUGACCCCACGCUGCCGACUCAUCGUCCUCGCCAAGGACUCGGGCGACGACAUGUUAGCGCCACGGGUCGUCACACCGGACGCCACGCCUCGGGAUCGCUUCCCGCUGGCCGUCGAAGAGGCGUACGAAGUGAUGUUUAGCGCCGAGGAACGCAAGUGGUACUCACUCAUCGAUUUCCGCGGCGACCUGAUUGGUGUGUUUGAAAUGCGCGCGGCCGACCCGAGAUUUGAACUCUCCGCGCACGACGCCGAACUAUUUAUGCGGCGGAUGGGGUGAUCUUAACGUAACAAGUUGUG
Messenger RNA from Pelagomonas calceolata, 976 nucleotides. NCBI's taxonomy places the organism in Eukaryota, Pelagophyceae, Pelagomonadales, Pelagomonadaceae. The record is from the annotation of a GenBank genome assembly.